Messenger RNA from Betta splendens (Siamese fighting fish), 3412 nucleotides. It is a transcript of the gene plpp3, whose product is annotated as phospholipid phosphatase 3. Gene Ontology annotation, biological process: phospholipid dephosphorylation; canonical Wnt signaling pathway; phospholipid metabolic process. The transcript has 7 exons. NCBI's taxonomy places the organism in Eukaryota, Metazoa, Chordata, Actinopteri, Anabantiformes, Osphronemidae. Gene Ontology annotation, molecular function: phosphatidate phosphatase activity. Bases 458 to 1396 code for a protein of 312 amino acids. The record is from RefSeq and is a predicted model, not a curated record.
CGCGCGGCGCGAACGUUGGGUUUCGAGCGCGUUUCUCGUGCACAGAGGUGACGACCCACCGCCUGCGAAGGAAAGAGGGCUGAGUCUUGAGCUGUUGGGGGACUGGAGAGAGCAGGGGGAGGAGGAGACGGACGAUUGAUAUAACACAGGCGGCCGUCGAUGCGCUCAGCAAUUCUCACUCACUUCAAGUCUUUGAAGCGAGAGCGAUUAAAGGGAGCGGGGUUUCCAUUCAUAUCGAGCGCAGGCGACGUUUCUUCCCGGACUCCGCGGCGCCGGUCUUUCCUCCACACAGCUCCCAUUUAAGUUUUAGCCGUAUUAUUAAAAGCGAACGAACUUUACGAGCCAUCCGAGGUGCGGAGUUUUCCGCACGACUGCGUGACAACCGCUUUAAGGACUGACAGCGCUUCUUCACGCAGCGAGUGCGGCGGGAUUGUGAGGUGGAACGAGGAGUUCUCCAAUGCAAAACUACAUGUAUGAGAAAGCGAUGGCCCAAGAGACAAGGAACGGGGGAACCUCCACGUUAAACAACAACGGCAACGGCAGCAACGGCAAGAAGAAGCUGCUGAUAGCGCUCGACGUGUGCUGCCUUCUGCUCGCUAUGCUACCCAUUCUGGCUUUGCACCACUCCUCUAUUCGUCCGUACCAGAGGGGCUUCUACUGCAGUGACGACAGCCUGAACUACCCCUACAAGAGAAGCACCGUCCGCACCUCGGUGCUCAUCUCUGUGGGGCUGACACUGCCGGUGGUGUCCAUCGCGAUUGGAGAAUGCUUCAGGAUUCACCAGCUGCACGAGGGAACCAAGUCCUUUGUGGGAAACCCCUACGUCGCCGCUCUCUACAAACAGAUGGGCGUGUUCCUCUUCGGUUGUGCCGUCAGCCAGUCGUUCACGGACAUCGCCAAGGUGUCGGUGGGUCGCAUGAGGCCCCACUUCAUCGACGUGUGCCGGCCAGACUUCGCCGCCAUCAACUGUUCGCUGGGAUACAUCACCAACUACACCUGCACCGGUGACGACAGCAGUGUUCAGGAGGCCAGGAAAUCCUUCUUCUCGGGACACGCAUCCUUUUCGAUGUACGCCAUGCUGUACCUGGCUUUCUACCUACAAUCCAGGUUCACGUGGCGUGGUGCCCGUCUCCUCCGCCCGCUGCUCCAGUUCACCUUGCUGAUGAUGGCCUUCUACACCGGCCUGUCGCGCGUCUCCGACCACAAGCACCACCCGACCGACGUGCUGGCGGGCUUCGUACAGGGAGCCCUGGUGGCCUACUGCAUAGUUUUCUACGUGUCGGACCUGUUCAAGGCCCGGGUGAAGCCGGCCACCCCCCCGCCCUCUCCCAUCAAGAAGGAGCUGCUGUCCUCCUCCGACAUCAUCGAGAGGAACAACCACCACAACAUGGUGUGAAGAAGUGGCCGCGCGUCCUUCCUGCGACCCGGGAGCCGUCCGCGGCGCCGCUCAACUCCCAUCGGACAGUAGAAUGUAGCGACGAGAGACUGUAGCUGCUUCUUAAAUAGCAUCCUUCUCCCCUUUGCUGGUGCCCAGCGCGGCACUUUGUGGACUAGGGUGUCAGAUUUGAGAUUUGCACAGCAGAGUCCACUCCAUUAUCCCGACCUAACAUUUACUAUUAUGUUAACUACUUAUCAACAUUUGAGCCCAUUGCUUUGAGCACAAACAUGAGAGGACGUGAAAGGACAACAUGACGACUUGACAGGCAGAGGUGAGGGCGUGGAGGUUUGAUGGAGGUGUUGCCACGUUGGUGGAAACACUUGUGAAGAAAAUGAAGACGUGAAAUGAAACCAAUUACAAAUCACCUGCCUACGGAGAGAGCGAUGCUCCUCUCUGAACUCUGUGGCCUUGGAGCAGCGUAGGACAACAGCUUCCUUAGCUAUGGGAAGGAUAUUUCUGCAUAACUAAUAGCAUAGAAAUAUUAACAGUAUAGAAAGAUAUAACAUAUAGCACUGUUUUUAAGUUUGUUGUCCAUUAUUACCACUUGCUGCCUGAGACGUCUAAUCACUAAAAACUUCAUGAUGCUGGCGUCCACGAGACAGAAAUGUUCACCCCGAGAAGAAGCCGACCGAGCCUGGAACCGCAGAGAUCCAACUCAGGCAGGACAAUGUUAGCCUAGCAUGACUUUAACAAGCCUAACUCUGGCAGGCUGUUCGGAACAGACGACCUGCUGACCUUUUGGGCCUGUACACACAUUUCCGUUCAGUCCUACGAGUGAAAGUGAAGCCCUCCGUUCUCAUAUCGCAGCACAUCUGUCUCUGGGCUUCCAGCAUAUGAAGCUUUUACUGGUGGACCGUCAGUGCAGCCCAAACUCGGGAUGUUGCAUUUUGUAAGAGUUCUAUGUAGUAAAGGAAGGAGGAGGUAGAUCUCGCAGCCUCCUGGCACCUGUGUAGGGGGCGUGGCUGUGCCAUGCCGCUCUCUGAUGUGGGGCCACCCGCUUGUCUUCCAGAGCAGGAAGCGCGACGGGUGGGCGGAGUCAAAAGACGGGGUUGUCAUUGUGGAAAGAGGUCGACGAACUACAGCUAAGCUGGCACAUUACUGUGGGACGGUCUGGGCCCGUUCUGCUGGCAGGGAGGGGCCCGACACCCACCUAAUCACUCAAUGGCAAUGUGUGUGUGUGUGUGUGUGUGUGUGUGUGUGUGUGUGUGUGUGUGUGUGUGUGUGUGUGUGUGUGUGUGGGUGCGCUUGCUUGUGUUUGUAUAUGUACAUGUUGAGUGUGUGAACCUAUGUGCCCCUUCUUGAUAAACUGUGCUAAGUUUGCGUGUGUGUGUGUGUGUGUGUGUGUGUGUGUGUGUGUGUGUGUGUGUGUGUGUGUGUCAGAGAGCAGGAGAGCAGGUGAACGUUCUAAAAAAAACUGUGGAUUUAUUAUUUGUAUCCUCUGCUUUAACCCUGUGUGUUCAUAGCCUGUUUUGUAUAAUCACAAGAUGUACUGAACCAGACACAAGUCCUUUUAUUUUACAGCCUACUCAGAAAUCCUCCUCCAACAACACACUCCGCCAUGUUGCACAUCUUUCUCACCGUCCAUCCUUUCAUUUCACAAAGCCGUUUCACUCUCUUUUUUUUAUAAAUAUAUAAAUAAUGUAUACAUCACUAAAGUUAAGAUAUUUGUUUAACGUGUUUAGAAAUAUCCACUAUGAUUUACAGACCUGUGUUCUUUACAAAAUGCUGCUUCAAAAGCAUAGAUUGACAAAUUUCUUUGUAUCUAGAUAACUAAACUAUUAUAGAUUGUAACAGUCAUGUUUGUAAUAUGCAAUUAAAAACAAAACAUAGACCCACAACUGUAUUAAAAUUCAAUAUUAGUAUUUUUGUAUUGUUUUUUGUACAAAUGAAAUAGUAGUGAAGCCUUUUUUUUCCUGCUAAAUGUACUUAGCUCUAAUACAUGUGCUUUUAAAUAAAAAGCCUAUUAUGAACACA